GGGUGAUGUCUGAGGAAAGAUGGCGGAAGGAGGAGCGGCUGAUCUGGAUACCCAGAGAGGAGAGGUCGCGGCACUGUUGAAAACACAGCUAAGAAAAGGAGACACUUGGUACCUUGUGGACAGUCACUGGUUUAAACAGUGGAAGAAAUAUGUCGGAUUUGACAGUUGGGACAAGUACCAGAUGGGUGACCAGAAUGUCUACCCAGGACCCGUUGAUAACUCUGGUCUUCUCAGAGAUGGGGAUGUGCUGGCCAUCAAGGAGCACCUCAUUGAUGAGCUGGACUACAUCCUGGUCCCCACAGAGGGCUGGAAUAAGCUUGUCAGUUGGUACGGACUGACAGAGGGUCAGGAGCCAAUUGCACGCAAGGUGGUGGAACAGGGUAUGUUUGUGAAGCACUGCAAGGUAGAGGUGUACCUGACGGAGCUGAAGCUCUGUGAAGACAGCAACAUGGACAAUGUGAUCACCAGACGCUUCAGUAAAGCUGACACAAUAGAUAUGAUAGAGAAGGAGAUGAGGAAGCUGUUUAGCAUCCCCGAUGAGAAGGAGACCAGGCUGUGGAACAGGUACAUGAGCAACACGUUUGAGCCUCUCAACAAACCUGACAGCACCAUCCAGGAUGCAGGCCUCUACCAAGGACAGGUUCUUGUAAUAGAGCAGAAGAAUGAGGAUGGCUCAUGGCCCCGAGGCUCCACGGCACCCAAGUCAUCUGGUGCUUCCAAUCUCUCUGCUUUGCCAAAGAUCUCGCCUUCAUCUCUCACAAACAAUCAUAACAGCAGCUUCAACAGCAGGAAUGUGAAGAAUUCAAGCUAUAGUCUGCCGUCCUACCACCCCUACAGCAACAGCUAUGACUACUCAGACCAGAGCAGGCAGAGUGAGCGCUCAGGCCUCUGUGGACUCUCCAACCUGGGCAACACCUGCUUCAUGAACUCUGCUGUGCAGUGUUUAAGCAAUAUCCCUCCACUGACGGAGUACUUCCUCAAAGACAAGUACACAGACGAACUGAAUGAGGACAACCCGUUGGGCAUGAAAGGGGAGAUUGCCCGAGCCUACGCCGAGCUUAUCAAGCAGCUGUGGUCGGGCAAAUACAGCUACGUCACCCCGAGGCCUUUCAAGACCCAGGUGGGCCGCUUCGCCCCCCAGUUCUCGGGCUACCAGCAGCAGGACUCUCAUGAGCUGUUGGCCUUUCUCCUGGAUGGCCUUCACGAGGACUUGAACCGCAUCAGGAAGAAGCCCUACAUCCAGCUAAAGGACGCUAACGGCAGGCCUGACAAGGUGGUGGCGGAGGAAGCCUGGGAGAACCACAUCAAGAGAAACGACUCCAUAAUCGUGGACAUCUUCCACGGCCUUUUCAAGUCCACCCUGGUGUGUCCUGUGUGCUCCAAGGUGUCUGUGACCUUUGAUCCUUUCUGCUACCUGACGCUGCCACUUCCCAUGAAGAAGGAACGCACGCUGGAGGUCUAUCUAGUCAGACUGGACCCUCUGGCCAAACCCACUCAGUACAAGCUGACCGUGCCAAAGGUGGGCUACAUCUCUGACCUGUGUACCUCCCUCUCCAGCCUUUCUGGGGUUCCUGCUGAGAAGAUGAUUGUAACUGACAUCUACAACCACCGUUUCCACCGAAUCUUCGCCACCAACGAGAACCUCAGCAGCAUCAUGGAGAGAGAUGAUAUCUAUGUAUUUGAGGUGGCAGUGAACAGGGUGGAGGACACAGACCACGUAGUGAUCCCAGUGCACCUGAGGGAGAAGUACAAACAAUCAGGCUACAACCACACCAGCACACCGCUGUUCGGACAGCCCUUCCUCAUCGCUGUACCCAGAACCCUCAGUGAGGACAAACUCUACAACAUGCUGCUCCUGCGCCUCUGCCGGUUUGUGCGAUCCUCAGUAGAGGAGGAUGAGGAGGAUUGUGAAGAGACACAGCCACCCAAACAACACACUGUCAACGGUAACGCCACUAAUGGUCUGCUGGAGGAGGGGUCACCGAGUGAGAUGGAGACCGACGAGCAGGACGAUGAGUCGAGCCAGGAUCAGGAGCUGCCCUCCGAGAAUGACAACAGCCAAUCAGAGGACUCUGUGGGCGGGGACAACGAACUGGAGAACGGCGUAGUCGGUCCACAGAACACCACCAAAGGCCAGCAGACGGCCGAGCACAACAGAAAGAGACUUUUUACAUUCCAGUUCAAUAACAUGGGCAAAACAGACUUCUCGCUCAUCAAGGAGGACACCAGGCAGAUCCGCUUUGAUGAGGGACACCUCCGACUCAGUGACCGCUCUUAUCUCUCCUUGGACUGGGAACCAGAGAUCAAGAAGAAGUACUUUGAUGAGACUGUUGUUGAGGACUUUGACAAGCACGAGAGCAUGGAGUACAAGCCUCAGAAGAAGGCUUUCUUCAAGCUGAAGGACUGCAUCGAGCUGUUCACCACAAAGGAAAAACUGGGAGCAGAGGACCCAUGGUACUGUCCGAACUGUAAGCAGCACCAACAGGCCACUAAGAAGCUGGACCUGUGGUCUCUGCCACCGGUGCUGGUGGUCCAUCUGAAGCGUUUCUCUUACAGCCGCUACAUGAGAGAUAAACUGGACUCCCUUGUUGACUUCCCGCUCAGAGAUCUGGACAUGUCUGAGUUCCUGAUCAACCCCAACGCUGGGCCGUGUCGCUACGACCUCAUCGCUGUGUCCAACCACUACGGAGGAAUGGGAGGAGGCCACUACACUGCUUACGCUAAGAACAAAGACGAUGGAAAGUGGUACAACUUUGAUGACAGCAGCGUGUCACCUGCUAAUGAAGAUCAAAUAGUGUCCAAAGCAGGCUACGUGCUGUUCUACCAGCGCCAGGACACGGUGAAAGGUACCGGCUACUUCGCUCUUGACCGUGAGGAAGAGGAGGAGGAAGAAGAGGAAGAGGAGGGAGAGGACGAGGAGGAGGAGGAGGAGAACGAGGACGAGGAGAGACAGGAGAGAAAGGCUGCCUCCUCCACUCAGGCUGCCUCAUCCGCCGCUGCCGCCGCCGCCACUGCUGCUCAGAACGACGAGGAGGACCUAAACGAGAACCGGCGCAGGAAGAACGACAAUGAGCAGGAAGAGGAAGAGGAGGAAGAGGAGGAGGAAGAGGAGGAGGAGGAACAGGCGCGCAAUCGAGAUGUCACCAUGAAAACCAACUGAAGCUGACUCGGAGGACACGGAUAAAUGGAGAGAGAGACUGAGAUCUUUCCAUCCAAAGCCAUAUGGACACACAGCAUGGCAGCGGGCGCCACCAGUCCCACCCAGCGGCUCGGACUCCUCGCUCAACAGGCGGAGCCACUGUAGGGAUGACGACGGCUUUUAGGUCAGGGUGCUGCCGCGGUACGCAACUCUAAGAAAUCAGAGCCCUCCUCUGUGGUUGGAUCACUGCGUGUGUGUGUGUGUGUGUGUGUGUGUGUGUGUGUGUGUGUGUGUGUGUGCAAAGCGUGUGAGUGUCGCCACGUUCAUUCGUUUAGGAUUUUCUCACUGAACGACACCGGGUAUUAAUUCUUGAGGCUUCACAGUACGUUAGUGUAGCGCUUUGAAUCUCUCUAUGCUUUCUGUUUUCCUUUGUUUUAUUUUUAUAUAUUUUUGAGAGAAAUGCAUUGUCGGCAUAUCAUUUUAGUACCAUUUAGAUAUUUUGUAAAUAUUUUAAACACUGAAUCAUUGGGUUUUCAUGAUGCGCUGAAACAUUUUGAACUUGCACAAUCACCAACCAUCCACCUUUUUUUUCUUUUCUUUUCUUUUUUUUUUAUGUAUUAUUGCCAGACAUACUGCAGGUGUUUCACAAUGACGUUGUCUCUCAGAGGGCUUCCUCACAUAAAAAAAAGCUUAGGAAGCUGCCUUCAGUAAGCCAAUGGUGACACACGUCUACAGUCUAGACUUAACGUAGCGAAGUCAUGCCCAUAGCUGUGUGGUUUUAUACAGUGUCAAACAGCCAAACUGUCCUAGCUUUGUACUGCUGCUACUGCUGCUACUGCUGUGAUCUUGCAUUUUUAGACAGAUUAUUAGUAAACUGGCAUGAACCUUGGUGAGUUAAGGUCCUGCUUUUGCUGUCUCUCUCUGGUCUUGAUCAUUUGUAUUUCUUGCAACCAAACAGAAAGCAGGAUUGCGAUAUUACCCAGCAAACUUUGCAGAAUAACCAAACAGAUUCUAUUUGGCAAUAUUUUAGCUGCAAAAAUGAAUCAGGAGAUGACGUUUCAGGUGAAGCUCCUACUGUUAAAAUUCCUGUUUUAAUAAACUCAAGUAUCCGUUUGAAAGUUAGCUCGCAGACACAGAUCUUCCCUUCAGCUCUCCCUCUUAAGUUCUGCUCGGUAGGUGGUGUUUAAAGCUUUACCACGGCUCUGCAGUCGUUCUCUUCAUAUCGGAGGCGCGGUGAGAUUAGGAACAUCGGUGAUUUCGCUGACAUCGGAUGCAUCGUCUCUUGUUUGGAUCACCUGGGCCUUAACUCUUAAUCUCAGACCAGUCGCCUUUUCUUUGCACAUCACUAUCACGCCGUCUCUCUUGCAUGUCCCCUUCCAUAUACACUAACACUCUAGUACGAAUGUCCAUAUUUACUUGUUAUAUCACGGCCACGUCAUCUACAAACAUUCUUUUUUAACCCACAAGAGGGCCAGAAUGUAUGCUGAAUAGAAUGAACACUGACCAGAUGUAUGUGGUUGAUGCCUUUUGAUUCUUUGUAGGGCCUGAUUUUUUUUUUUUCUUUUCUUUUCUUUUUUUUUUUCUUGGCUCCCUUUCUUGGUUUGGUUGAAUGUGAUGGCAAUGGAUUUCCUCACCUUUGAUACUAGCUGUAUGAAUUCAUGGGUAUUGCUGGAUGCGUCCCUUUCCAGAGGGGAGGGGGGGGGGGGUGCUUCUUUGUGGUCAUGAGCUUUGAGGAUGGGUAGGGAAGGGAAGGGAGCAGGGAAGGGGAGACAAAGUGAAAACUGUGGGGUGAGUCUGCCUAAAAGGCCUUUCAGCUUCUGGGAUCAUGAUACAGUGAAAAUAUUUUGUGGCAGAUUGUUGCAGGAUAUUCCUCCAUCGGUGUAACUCAUGAUAAAACUCUAUUCUCCAUGGUGGAGUGUUAUGUUUUCUUUUUCUACCUGUUCUUUCCAUUGUAAACAGCAUUAGCGUACCUGUUGUUGCCUCAGAAUAUUACAUGUGUACCAUGCCUUUAUGAGCAUCUGUGCUUCGACUUCAGUGGGCUUCAUCGCCACGGCGCUGCCUUGCUUUUUGGGCGACUCACCCCACCCCGACUGAGUGAGAUGUGAUUGCUACUAUAGGCUUAUACAAUACUGUACAUAAGAGUUCACUCUGUGAGUGCACAUUUGAUAAAGUUUAUUUAUUUAUAUGUAAGCAUUUAAUAAUAAACAGACAAUAUAUUUAAAACCUUGGCAGACCUGAUGUGCUGGGGGGGUGGGGAGGGGGGGUGGCUCCAGUCCACACAUACACACCAGUUUGCAAAGUCUUGCCUGCGCUCUUGUCAGGGAGGGAAUAUUUUUAAAGAAAAAAAGGAUGCUUCUGUUGUUUUGGGACUUUUUUUGUAAAAAUAAUCCAGACAUCCUUGCAUGAUGAGAUGAUGGGGGUUUCCAGGUUUGGCUGCACUUGAGUUCACUUGGGUUUACAUUUGAAAUGUGCAUGUGUAUUUAUACACAAUCUUCAAUAAAGUUGUGUAAAGCUUCUUGUGGGUUCUGCUCUGGUUUUCUUUCCUUCUGUCUCUGGUGUGUGAGCAUGUGCUAUGUUCUUGCUGGACUCCCACCACUGUCUACAUGAAUAAUGGAAGAUACACUUGUUAGUUCUCUCCUGAGCUCAUAGAAAGAAUUAAAGCAGCUUCUAAUCAGUACCAAAGUUAAAGGGAAAUCCCAAAUAAUUGACAAUUUGAAUUCGGUUCGGCUGCGUGAUCAGUAUGUUAGUAUGAAAGCGAAGCUGUAAAAGAUAAAUGUGAUGUCCAGUUGUGUUUCUGUUUGCAUCAUCAUCAUGAUGAAAAGCAUGAACAGAGCUUGAGAGUCACAGCGGUCCCACAUUUCACUAGUAGCUCUAUAAAGAAUACAUUUAAGCAGCUCUCAGCCCUCUGAACUAUGCAUAAGUUAAGAAUUUAAAUGAGGUUCACAGUUUGCCCUCCAUUUUCUCUCCCACUGUCCCGGUGUAAGCAGCUGCAGCUGAUCUGAGAGGAGGAACACGGUGUUCUCUUCGGGUUCUGACGGGUUCUCUGCCCGCUCACAGCUGGGAGGUUCCCCCCGUGCAGCGGCUCAUCCUUCUGACCAAUAGGAAGCAGGAGCAGGAGGACGGGCCGUGUGCAGAACAGUGGAUCACUCCAUAGAGAAAACAGGCCAGCUUUCACUGCCAGUCAGUGAGAAUGAUCGUUAACCAAGACAUAAAACUUCCCUCACACGCAGAAAUGGAAGAAGACAUAAUACAUGAACAUAAAUCCAGAUAAUUGACGUCAUUGCAUCAUUGAGUCUAAUUAUCUUUGUGAUUUACAGCUGAAAAAAAUAGUCAUUAAUAAAUAUUUAAAGCUCCGAAAUAAUAAAAUGUAUUAUUAUUAUUAUUCAUAUUAAUAUUGGAUUAAUUGGAAAAUACAACUGAUAGAUUAACCAAUAAUGAAAAUGAUGGUUAGUUGCAGCCUGACAAGGGAAAGUUUUAAGGAUUCAUUUGUGGCUUUGUCAGAAUUAGAUCAAAUAUAUGUAAAUGAUAAAGUUAAAAGACAAAUCACAUGUUAUAUGCUCACCAGUUAACAUAUACUUGUUAUAAUAUUAUUUCAUUCCACAGACACGUUUCCAAUGAGUAACAUGUGAAAAGACAAAUAGAAAAUAGACUUCUGUUUUAGUGAAAUGUAAAGAUUAAAACUGGGUUAAAACUUCUAGUUUUAAUUUGUUAAUUUUUUUAAUUUAUUUUUGUCUCUAUUGUAAUUACCAGUUGUAAUUAUUUUCCCAUAAAAAUGUGAAACCGCAGUGCCAUUGUGUUGCUUUAGUAACAGGUAAAAUAACUUUUGACAUGAUUAUUAUCAAUGGGAUCACAGAUAUAAAAAGAAUUAAAUCAUUCCUUUAAAACAUGCAGUUUGCUUUAAAUUGAUGAGCUUUUGUGCCACUUGCAUUCAUCAUUUUUGCUUUUUUUUUCUCUAAUAGCAGGAAUUCGACUUUCCUCCUCACAUCCUGACUGCAGCCAGAUGAUGGUGCUCUCCGACAGUUUCUCCGCUCUGCUGGCGCUUGGAAAACCCGUCGGAGUGGGACCUCUGUGUUUUCUCUGAUCUCUGCUCGUGCCUACACCCGUCCUGACGUUCCCCGCGAAUUUUAUCCACGCCGCUCCGCCAGAUCCACUCAUUUUCCACACCUACCUGACAUGCGGCAUUUGCAGGGCGAACGGGGGAUGAAGAAAAUCGCUUCUCGCAUCGUUGUGGAUUUGUUUCACGUUUCUAUGUUUGAAACCGAGUGGAUUUGAUACCGGGGCAACUUUACCCCCCCACCCCCGACGCAGAGAGAAACAGACAACAAUAGAUUAUAAAACAGACUGCUGCAGUUCAGCUGCAAGGUGAAGGACUGUGAGGAGUCGAUGAGGGAUUUUUCGCGUUUUCUCAUUCCCAACAAAACUGCGGUAAUGUAGAAAUAGAGCUGUGUGUUACUCUGACUUUUUGGUAGUCUUAUUUUUAAUCUCUCAUUGUGAUUCUAAUGACAAACAAAAAUGCUUAAAUAAUCAGUUUUUCUAAAGAUAUUUUUUAAAUGUACAUUUGAUCAUGUAUGAGUUGAAAUGGUAGAUCAUGUGCUGUGUUUUUGGUGAUAUUUUACACGCGUAAUUGAAUGUUUUGAAGUGAAUAGUCGGCUAGAGGAUUUCUCUCAGCCCUGCACCCAUAGAUGAUCAAUUGUUUUCCUCUUUUGAAUCAUUAUCAUUCAUAUUAUUCAGAUUCAGUGUUAAUCUCAGUUUUGUUUAGAUCACGAACACCACAAUUCACUUUCUGUGGUCUCACAAAGCGAUUCAUGUCGCCGAUGCUCCUCCAAAAGAAAAAAGGAAAAAAAAAAAAAAAAAAAAAUCCACGGAGGGCUCCGCUGUUCUCACCUGCCAUAUGUCAUUUUCACUGAGGUCAUCUGAGGAGAACAGCGGGUGCAGGAAAUACGAGCAAAGGUACAGGAGGUGUCUUUUUUCCAUUCGAUGCUUUGGGUGGGGUUUUUGUCUCGCUUUAUUGCGGCCACGUUUUGCGCGCACGCCAUUUUUUUCGUGCGCUUUUACGCACAGCGACACUGACUGAAUGGAGAUUCAGACCGAAACUGGAGCGAGGAGAUCCUAAAGAGGACAAAAGAAGGGAUGCGGGCACCGCGGGCCAAGCGCUGGUUGAGGUAGUAGUUUGUGCUGUUGGUCGGGUUGUCAUAUUACCCCUUGUGGAGAUGACUGCGCAAUCUACUGCCUUGCCGGCGCUGGUGACUUGCGACAGAGGAAUCAAACCGGAGCAGAAGAAACUGAAUGGGGACGCGCAUGCCUUCGCAACGAUCAAGUAUGCAUUAAAACGUGAGUGUAAAUGAAGAGAAUGUGAGAGCUGGGACAGAUUUGAUCAACUGAAACAAUGCGAAGCUGAAAUAUAUUUGCUUUUUUUAAUCUCCAUUUAUUUAAAUAAAGCUGAUUUAUAAUGGUA
Seriola aureovittata is the source of this 8594-nucleotide messenger RNA. Its product is annotated as ubiquitin carboxyl-terminal hydrolase 15-like. The record is from RefSeq and is a predicted model, not a curated record. The transcript is spliced from 22 exons. Lineage: Eukaryota; Metazoa; Chordata; Actinopteri; Carangiformes; Carangidae. Gene Ontology annotation, molecular function: cysteine-type deubiquitinase activity. Bases 20 to 3160 code for a protein of 1046 amino acids. Gene Ontology annotation, biological process: protein deubiquitination.